CAACAAGUGCUUCAUGGGAGGAGAUAGCUGCUCACCAUAAAUAAAGCUGAGAGCUGAAGUGGAAAGGAAGGUUCAGCUCUAGUCUGCGCUCUGCUCUGCAUUUUCCCCUUCAGCACUGUUAUCACAAUUAGCACCAUGGACAGCGGCUUUCUCAAGCUGGAUGCUGCAGAGUUCUUGGAGAUUUGGCUGCGUUUUGACUCUGAUGACAAUGGAUACAUUGAAGGCAAAGAGCUUGAUGAUUUCUUUUGUCACCUUCUUAAAAAACUAGGCACGAAUGCAAUUACUGCAGAGAAAGUCCAAAGGGUGAAGGAUCGAUUCAUGUCUGCAUAUGAUGUCACUUCAGAUGGCCGCCUACAAAUACAAGAGCUUGCAUAUAUGAUUUUGCCAGAGGAUGAAAACUUUCUGUUACUUUUCCGCAGAGAAACUCCUUUGGAUAACAGUGUGGAAUUCAUGCGAAUUUGGCGGAAAUAUGAUGAAGACAGCAGUGGAUAUAUCUCUGCAGUGGAACUUAGGAAUUUCCUACAGGAUCUUUUUUCACAACACAAAAAAUGUAUUACUCCUGACAAACUGGAUGAAUACACUGAUACUAUGAUGAAACUGUUUGAUAAGAAUAAAGAUGGUCGUUUGGAUCUAAAUGACUUGGCAAAGAUUUUAGCACUUCAAGAAAAUUUUCUACUCCAGUUUAAAAUGGAUGCAAGCAGUCAAGAUGAAAGAAAAAGGGACUUUGAAACUAUUUUUGCGCACUAUGAUGUAAGUAAAACAGGAGCACUUGAAGGUCCUGAAGUUGAUGGAUUUGUCAAAGAUAUGAUGGAACUAGUGAAGCCAAGUAUCAGUGGUGUGGACCUGGAUAAAUUCCGUAAGAUUCUACUAAACCAUUGUGACGUGAACAGAGAUGGUAUAAUCCAGAAGUCUGAGCUGGCUUUAUGUCUCGGUCUGAAAAUAAGCCUAUGAAGUGACGGAGAAUCUGCCUUUUUGUGCCUCUUCUUAUGUCAGAACUUGCUGGCUUCAGAGUAACCAUGUUCUGCUACAGAUCGUUGUCACACUUCGUGAUUGUGGAGUUAGCAGCAACUACAAGUUAAAUGCAUGAGUAGACACAAUUUGAGUGCAUGAAAGGCUUUUGAUGACUUCUAAUGUUCCUAGCAAAACUGUUUUGUAUCUAUGAUUAAAAAAAACUGAGAUUUCCUUUUAAAGCAGCAUUUUUUUUCUCAAUGACAAUCUAGUGAAAGCAAAAACUGCUAAUAUGUUUCAUUUUAAUCCUAGCUGUAAUAUUUGUUGCAAGUAUAAGUUUUAAUUAAUUGCAGCACUUGUUAAGUACAUGUGCUUUUUGCCAUCUUGCACUGUUGUGGAACAAUAAAGUCCUAUGCUCUUUUU
This is a messenger RNA of Nanorana parkeri, 1371 nucleotides long. It is a transcript of the gene SCGN, whose product is annotated as secretagogin, EF-hand calcium binding protein. Gene Ontology annotation, cellular component: terminal bouton; cytosol; dendrite. The record is from RefSeq and is a predicted model, not a curated record. Bases 136 to 951 code for a protein of 271 amino acids. NCBI's taxonomy places the organism in Eukaryota, Metazoa, Chordata, Amphibia, Anura, Dicroglossidae. The transcript has 11 exons. Gene Ontology annotation, molecular function: calcium ion binding. Gene Ontology annotation, biological process: regulation of presynaptic cytosolic calcium ion concentration; regulation of long-term synaptic potentiation.